Molecule: messenger RNA, 1031 nt
Organism: Culex quinquefasciatus (southern house mosquito)
Lineage: Eukaryota; Metazoa; Arthropoda; Insecta; Diptera; Culicidae
Product: zinc finger protein 208
Exons: 3
Coding region: 54-1031 (325 amino acids)
Cellular component (GO): nucleus
Molecular function (GO): zinc ion binding
Source: RefSeq, a predicted model, not a curated record
AGAAGCUAUUUUUUUAUUUUUAAAAAGCUACCAAAUUCAGUUUAUUGUUCGCGAUGGAAAUGUCCACCAUAAUUUGCAGGCUGUGCCUCAACCAAAACCAACCCGAUUAUUCAAUUUUGAACGAAAAUGAGCACUUGAUAAGUCUUAUUUUCGACUAUCUUACAAUUGAGAUUGUUCAAGACAGUUUGGAGGAUUAUUACAUCUGCCGAGAAUGCCAGGACACGUUGGAGACAUUUGUCGAUUUCAAAUCCCGGUGCCUACAAAAUGAUGCUGAAUUUCAGAGCAAGUAUCAGUUCAAGCAGGAAAUCUCGUGGGAUAUCGAUGAACCGAAACAAAUCGAACAAAUUCCGGAGACGGUUGAGACUCAAGAAAUCGAAAUCAAGGCCGAAUCAGAGUUGAAUGUCAAGUUGGAGGAGGAUUCAUCCAGCGAACCAACCAAGCUGCAAACCGAAAAAUACGUCCGCGAUCGUCGCAAGUUGCCGUGUCACAUUUGUGGAAAGUUUAUCUCGAACGCCCAGUACACGGUGCACGUUUCGUUGCACAGCAUCGAGGGUCGGGAAUUUUCGUGCCCCAUCUGCGGUCGGUCCUAUCGGCAGAAGCACAACCUUAAAAAGCACCUGAACACGCACACGAAAGCCGUGAUGCAUCCGUGCAGUGCUGAGGGAUGUGGUAAGCAGUUCGAUUCGGCUUCGACCCUGCGGAAGCAUUUUAAAAUUAUGCACACCAACAUCCGGGACCACGUUUGCAAAAUUUGUGGACGAGGGUUUGCGAUCGCGAGUGGUCUAAGUGGCCACAUGCGGACCACGCAUUGCACCGAGAAGACCCACGGUUGUCCGGAGUGUGGGAAGCUGUUCAAGACGCCUGGCGAAGUAAAGUUACACCUGAAGAUUCACACCAAGCGGGACCCAUAUCCGUGCCCAGACUGCGAUGAAUCGUUUCCAAAGGCAUCGAUCCUAAAGCAGCACAGAGCAGAAGUUCAUAAUUUUGUAUUUGUAGUGAAAGCAGACGCGUUGGCAAGCUUACCAAUUUGA